UUAAGUGAUACCGUGCUAUACAACAGCACAACGGAAAUGCGAGCAAUUGUUUGUGCAUUGGCUGCUUUGCUAGUCUGCGCCAACGCAGCCAACGAAAAAAAGAUAGUCUGUUACUACAGCAGUUGGGCUGUUUACAGACCGGGCAAUGGCAAGGCCGACAUUGCCGAAAUCGACCCGACCCUUUGCACUCACCUGAUCUACACUUUCAUCGGUAUCAACGAAAACGCCCAGAUCAACCUUCUUGACGCAUGGGCUCACCUGCCUUCAGGAAAAAAUGGCUUCAACCUUUUCAACCAGUUGCGCCAAAGGAGUCCCGGCCUCAAAACUCUCAUCGCCGUCGGGGGAUGGAACGAAGGCUCCAUGAAGUACUCGAAGGUAGUCGGUAACCCCGCGUUGCGCAAAACUUUGGUCAACAACUUGGCGAAUUUCGUAAAAGAGUGGAACUUUGAUGGAUUGGACUUUGAUUGGGAGUACCCGAACCAGAGAGGAGGAGUUCCGUCGGACAAGAAAAAUUACGUCAUGCUGUUGAAAGAGCUGCGAGAGAGGUUUGACAAAGAAGGCCUGCUGCUCUCGGCUGCGGUGGCCGGGGCUAAAAAAUCGUCAAGCUUGUCGUACAUUAUGCCCGAAGUCUCCCAGUACCUCGACAUCAUCAACGUCAUGGCCUACGAUCUCCAUGGGUCCUGGGAAGCGAACACUGGUAUAAACUCGCCUCUAUAUCCAGGCUCGUGGGAAGUCGGUGACGACAGACAACUCAAUGUUAACGCCUGUAUCAAUUAUUGGAUAUCCAGCGGUGCUCCACGCGAGAAAAUUGUGUUGGGAAUCCCCGCGUACGGUCGAACCUUUACUCUGGACGACUCCGGGAACAACAAGAUCGGAGCACCAGCGAGACAGGGAGGUAACGCCGGUCCCUACUCCCAGCAGACCGGGCACUUGAACUACAACGAAUUUUGCGAAUCCAAUAUGAAGGAAAAAUGGAAAAUUCAUUUCAACAAGGAGCAGCGCGUGCCUUACGCGGUUAAAGGCAAUCAGUGGAUUGGUUAUGACGACGACAGAUCAAUCACGGAAAAGGCGGAAUACGUGAAUAAAUUGGGCCUCGGCGGUGCCAUGAUCUGGAGCAUCGAAGCCGACGACUUCAAGGGCAUUUGCGGGGACAAAUAUCCUCUUUUGAGGGCUCUGAACAAAGUUUUGCGCAAAGGUGUUGCUUUGCCAUCAACGACGUCAAAAGCUUCGUCUUCGACGUCUGGCUCUUCCACCGCGACGACAGUCUCGUCAUCGACGCAGAACUCGGUAUCGUGCAAUGAUGCGGGGUACGAGCGGGAUCCUUUCAAUUGUUCUGUCUACUACUAUUGCCAGCCCGAUGGCAACGGGGGAUUCAUCAGGCACAAUUACAAAUGCCCGGACAAUCUUUACUACGAUGAGGACCUACGCAUCUGCAACUGGCCCUACCUCGUUCAUUGUGCCAUCGACAACAUCGAUGACUUUGAGAAUUAAAUUUAUACUUGUAGUGCUAGCUUUGAAAUACGGUGGGACUUUUUUUUACCUGCACCGAACGAUGUCACUCUGCUCUGUAAUCUUUUAGUGAAUUAAAUAUUAUUCAUUACCGAUUACCAACAGCUCCAGUCGAUAGAGUCGAUGAUCCAUCUUUCAUGGUUUGGUGGAGAAAAAAAAAAAAAAAAAA
Messenger RNA from Copidosoma floridanum, 1678 nucleotides. RefSeq names its product chitinase-3-like protein 1. Gene Ontology annotation, cellular component: extracellular region. The record is from RefSeq and is a predicted model, not a curated record. Lineage: Eukaryota; Metazoa; Arthropoda; Insecta; Hymenoptera; Encyrtidae. Gene Ontology annotation, biological process: carbohydrate metabolic process; chitin catabolic process. Gene Ontology annotation, molecular function: chitin binding; chitinase activity.